This is a messenger RNA of Telopea speciosissima, 3180 nucleotides long. RefSeq names its product protein argonaute 7-like. Bases 81 to 3116 code for a protein of 1011 amino acids. NCBI's taxonomy places the organism in Eukaryota, Viridiplantae, Streptophyta, Magnoliopsida, Proteales, Proteaceae. Gene Ontology annotation, molecular function: protein binding; RNA binding. The record is from RefSeq and is a predicted model, not a curated record. Gene Ontology annotation, biological process: regulatory ncRNA-mediated post-transcriptional gene silencing. Gene Ontology annotation, cellular component: cytoplasm. The transcript is spliced from 3 exons.
ACUCAAGGGAUUGAAGUGCUUAUAGUUCAUUCGUUCUCUCAUUUUCAUGGUCGUGGCUUUGUUUCUGGUUCAAUCAAAUUAUGGAAGAAACGGAAGACUCCAAAUCUAGCAAGACCUGCACUUCUGAGCCUUGGAGUUGCAGAGGGAGGACUCAACCUCACCACCGUCGGCAUCAACUUCCCCUGCUUCCUCAUUCCUUUCACAACGUGUUUGGAUACCAUGACCGUUACCAAAACUCUCCAGCCCUUCUUCCUUUACCUCCUCUCAUACCUCUGCAACUACCUGCAAUUUCACCGCCAACCCAAACCCAGAAGUUUAGAUCAAGAACCCAUAUGCCAAAAAAUGCAUGGAAGCAGAAAGAACCUAUCUGCACCAGCUCCUCCGAUACCCAGGUCUCAGCUGCUACUGUUUCACAAGCAGAGCAAGAAGGGCUUCAACAGAAACAAAGCACGCCAACCAGAGGAGAAGAUAAAAGGGGAGAAACUGCUGCUACUCAGGAGGCGCUGGUAGCACCGAAAAGACCAGAUUCUGGUGGGCUAGAAGGUUCUUUGAUACCUCUCCUUGCUAACCAUUUUCUUGUCCAAUUUGAUUCCUCUCAAAAGAUUUUCCAUUAUGAUGUCGAGAUCUCUCCACAUCCUUCCAAGGAAAUCGCAAGAAUGAUCAAGCAGAAACUUGUACAGGACCACUCAGCCGCAUUCUCCAAUGUUCAAACAGCCUUUGAUGGCAGGAAGAACAUCUAUAGCCCUGUGGAAUUCCAAAACGACAAGCUUGAAUUCUACAUUAGCCUCCCAAUUCCCAUGGCGAAAUCCAUUUGGCCAUCAAAUGAAAUCAGUAAUACAACAGAGAAACACCAUGAACUUAAACUUUUCCGAGUAAACAUCAGGCUUGUUUCAAAGUUUGAUGGGAAGGAAUUGAGCUGCUACCUGAGCAAGGAGGGUGAGGAUUGGGCUCCUCUUCCUCAGGAAUAUCUCCAUGCAUUGGAUAUUGUCCUCCGGCAGGGCCCAAUUGAGAAAUGCAUACCACUUGGUAGGUCACUGUAUUCAAGUUCAAUGGGUGGAACUAAAGAUAUUGGAGGGGGAGCAGUUGGGUUAAGAGGGUUCUUCCAGAGCCUACGACCAACUCAACAGGGUCUGGCCCUCAAUGUGGAUUUCUCUGUGACAGCUUUUCACGAGAGUAUUGGCAUAAUUCAGUAUUUGCAGAAGCGGCUUGAGUCCCUAAAAGAUCUUUCUCAGAGGAAAACUAGGGGUUUAGUUGGGGAAGAGAAAAAAGAAGUGGAGAAGGCCUUGAAGAAUAUUAGAGUAUUUGUAUGCCAUAGAGAAACUGAUCAGAGGUACAGAGUGCAUAGCUUAACCAACGAAGCAACUGAGAAUCUCUGGUUUAAGGACAGGGAUGGGAAAGAUCUGAGAUUGGUUGAUUACUUCAAGGAUUACUACAACUUUGAUAUACAGUUCAGGAACUUGCCAUGCUUGCAGAUUAGCAAGAGCAAACCAUGUUAUCUCCCUAUGGAGCUAUGUGUGGUGUGUGAAGGCCAGAAAUAUCUUGGGAAGCUUUCUGAUGAUCAGACAGCAAAAAUCCUUAAGAUGGGAUGCCAGAGACCAAGGGAACGAAAAGCCAUUAUUGACCGGGUCAUGGGAGGGACAUUUGGACCAACAAGCAGUGAGCAUGGAAGAGAAUUCAAGCUCCAUGUUUCAAGAGAAAUGACCAGAUUGAAUGGCAGAGUACUUCAACCACCCAAGCUGAAGCUUGGGGACAAUGGCCAUAUAACUAAUCUAGUUCCUUCCCGCCAUGACAGGCAAUGGAACCUUCUUGAUAGCCAUGUCUUUGAAGGUACUAGAAUAGAAAGGUGGGUAUUAAUAAGUUUCGGUGGCACUCCUGAUCAGAGGUCUAAUAUUCCAAGAUUCAUGGACCAACUAUCUCAGAGGUGUGAGCAAUUGGGUAUCUAUCUUAAUAAGAAUACUCUUAUUAGGCCCCAGUUUGAACCAAUCCAAGUUCUCAACAAUGUCACUUUGUUGGAAUCCAAGCUCAAAAAGAUUCACAGAGCUUCAUCAAGGAACCUCCAAUUGCUAAUAUGUGUAAUGGAGAGAAAGCACAAAGGGUAUGCAGAUUUGAAACGAAUUGCUGAGACUGGUGUUGGGGUUGUGACUCAAUGUUGCCUAUACCCCAAUCUUGCCAAGCUGGGCUCUCAGUUUCUAGCAAACUUAGCUCUCAAAAUCAAUGCCAAGGUUGGGGGCUGUACAGUGGCUUUAUACAAUUCAUUACCUUCUCAAGUACCAAGGUUGUUUGAGCUUGAUGAUCCUGCAAUCUUCAUGGGUGCUGAUGUUACCCACCCACACCCACUUGAUGAUUCCAGUCCCUCCAUUGCAGCAGUUGUGGGCAGCAUGAAUUGGCCUGCCGCAAACAAGUACAUAUCAAGGAUGAGAUCACAAACCCAUAGACAAGAAAUCAUCCAGGACCUUGGUGAGAUGGUGGCAGAAUUACUGGAAGAUUUCUACCAGGAAGUGAACAAGCUACCCAAGAGAAUUAUCUUCUUCAGAGAUGGGGUGAGUGAGACCCAAUUCUACAAGGUUCUUCAAGAGGAAUUACGGGCCAUAAGAGUGGCCUGUUCUAGGUUCCCUACUUACAAGCCUGCUAUUACUUUCAUGGUAGUUCAGAAGAGGCACCACACAAGGCUAUUCUCAUACAAAAGUGAUCCAUCUUUAGCCGGAGGCGACGGCUUGGACGAGAACAUAUCACCAGGGACUGUUGUGGAUACGGUAAUUACGCACCCAAGGGAGUUUGAUUUCUACCUUUGUAGCCAUUGGGGGGUGAAAGGUACAAGCAGGCCAACCCAUUACCAUGUCUUAUGGGAUGAGAGUAGGUUCACCUCUGAUGAACUACAAAAGCUAGUACAUAAUCUCUGCUAUACUUUCGUAAGGUGCACCAAGCCAGUUUCUUUGGUCCCUCCAGCUUAUUAUGCCCACCUAGCUGCAUACAGAGGUAGGCUUUAUCUUGAGAGGUCAGACUCACCAUCAAUUGUUAAAAACACUGCUGCUACACUCUCCAGAUCUGGCCCUCCCAAGGCAACACCAUUGCCAAAACUAAAUGAUAACGUUAGAAAGCUCAUGUUCUAUUGCUGAUCAUAUAUAAUACUUCUUGAGAGAUCUCAUCUUCCUGAAAGAGGUUCAUUGUUUUCAGUAGAAA